CUAAAAAAAAUUCCAUGCGAGUAACGUUUUCCCACAAAAAGAAGAACGACUUGCUUUUUUAGCGAGAAUCAUGCCUCCUUCGACCUCACCGAUGACACCACCUGUGAGUGCUGUUUACCAGUAACAUCACCUCCUUGUCCCUAUGUAUAUAUAGAAAGAAAAACUUGCCAAGCAUAAAAAAGAAAAGAAAAGUCAUUCUAUAUAUUUCCUGCCUUCCUUCUCGAAGACAUUUCUCUAUCUGAAGCAAGCACCAUGUCCAAGUCACCAGAAGAAGAACACCCCGUGAAGGCCUUCGGGUGGGCUGCUAGGGAUCAAUCUGGUCAUCUUUCUCCCUUCAACUUCUCCAGGAGGGCUACUGGCGAAGAGGAUGUGAGGUUCAAGGUGCUAUACUGCGGGAUAUGCCAUUCUGACCUUCACAGUAUCAAGAAUGACUGGGGCUUCUCCAUGUACCCUUUGGUUCCUGGGCAUGAAAUUGUGGGGGAAGUGACAGAAGUUGGGAGCAAGGUGAAAAAGGUUAAUGUGGGAGACAAAGUAGGCGUGGGAUGCUUGGUUGGUGCAUGUCACUCCUGUGAGAGUUGUGCCAGUGAUCUUGAAAAUUACUGUCCAAAAAUGAUCCUGACAUACGCCUCCAUCUACCAUGAUGGAACCAUCACUUACGGUGGCUACUCAGAUCACAUGGUCGCUAACGAACGCUACAUCAUUCGAUUCCCCGAUAACAUGCCGCUUGACGGUGGCGCUCCUCUCCUUUGUGCCGGGAUUACAGUGUAUAGUCCCUUGAAAUAUUUUGGACUAGAUGAACCCGGCAAGCAUAUCGGUAUCGUUGGCUUAGGUGGACUUGGUCACGUGGCUGUCAAAUUUGCCAAGGCCUUUGGAUCUAAAGUGACAGUAAUUAGUACCUCCCCUUCUAAGAAGGAGGAGGCUUUGAAGAAUUUAGGUGCAGACUCAUUUUUGGUUAGUCGUGACCAAGAGCAAAUGCAGGCUGCUGCAGGAACAUUAGAUGGCAUCAUCGAUACAGUUUCUGCAGUUCACCCCCUUUUGCCAUUGUUUGGAUUGUUGAAGUCUCAUGGGAAGCUUAUCUUGGUGGGUGCACCAGAAAAGCCUCUUGAGCUACCUGCCUUUUCUUUGAUUGCUGGAAGGAAGAUAGUUGCCGGGAGUGGUAUUGGAGGCAUGAAGGAGACACAAGAGAUGAUUGAUUUUGCAGCAAAACACAACAUCACAGCAGAUAUCGAAGUUAUUUCAACGGACUAUCUUAAUACGGCAAUGGAACGUUUGGCUAAAAACGAUGUCAGAUACCGAUUUGUCAUUGACGUUGGCAAUACUUUGGCAGCUACGAAGCCCUAAUUAAGGAGAAGAUCCCAUGUUCUCGAACCCUUUACAAAAUCUGAUAACAUGUGUUGUUGUCAUGAAUAAAUAGAUUAUCUUUGGGACUUUUCUUUAAUAAACGAUUGAGUGUUCUUGAAAACUUCACAUCGGCAAUACCCAGGCAGCUACGAAACGCUUUAGAAUUGUUUGUAAGUUUGUUUCAUUAGGCUGAUACCAUGCUCUCGAGUCCUUUGUAAGAUCCAUUUACGGUUGUGUGAAUGCUAUGAACAAAUAAUAUGUUUGCGGUUUCUCUUCAAUAA
Populus nigra (black poplar) is the source of this 1622-nucleotide messenger RNA. RefSeq names its product 8-hydroxygeraniol dehydrogenase-like. Gene Ontology annotation, biological process: lignin biosynthetic process. Gene Ontology annotation, molecular function: cinnamyl-alcohol dehydrogenase activity; zinc ion binding. Lineage: Eukaryota; Viridiplantae; Streptophyta; Magnoliopsida; Malpighiales; Salicaceae. Bases 253 to 1341 code for a protein of 362 amino acids. The transcript has 5 exons. The record is from RefSeq and is a predicted model, not a curated record.